GUGGGGGCGGGGGUCCCAGGUCCUCCAGAGCGGAAGCCCCCUCCUCCUUCAUCCUCCGCCUAUGCUGCCUGGUGGCCCCUCCUGGGAUCCAGGUUUGCCAGCACCUCUAAUUUGGACAAGCAGAACUUUGCAGAAGAAAAAAGGGACUCCUUCUAAUCUCUUGGGAGCUUCCUGAGAGGAAAGAUGGAUGAGCAAGACUUGGCUGGACCUAAAGCAAGAAGAGGCCAUGCCAUUGAAGAUGGGAGCAGUAGGGGAUUCUGGGAAAAAUCUGUGGGGAAGAUCCUGGGUGAGGAGGACACCCUCCACUCAGAUGUGCAUUGCCAGCAGCUCAGGCAGUUCUGCUACCAGGAGGCUGAAGGACCCCGAGAAGUUUGCAGCCGGUUCUACCACCUUGUCUGUCAGUGGCUGAAGCCAGAAAGGCACACAAAAGUUAAAAUGCUGGACCUGGUGAUCUUGGAGCAGUUCCUGGCUGUCCUUCCCCCAGAAAUGGAGAGCUGGGUGAGGGAAUGUGGAGCGGAGACCAGUUCCCAGGCAGUGGCUCUCGCUGAAGGUUUCCUCCUGAGUCAGGCAGAGGAGAGGAAGCAGGCAGAGCAGCAGGUUAAAGAUCUGUUGACAGAAAUGGGUCCUGAUUCCUCUGAGGCAAAGAGGACUCCGAUGGACACCAGGGAGAGACCACUAGGUGACAGGAUGAUGCCAGCAAGACCUCCUCAUCCAACUUUUCAUGGUAGCGAAGGGGAAGCAGCAGCUAUGGAAGCAGAUCAGGGUCUGGUGUGCUUUGAGGAUGUUGCUGUUCAUUUCACGGGCAAGGAGUGGGCGUUGCUGGAUCCUGACCAGAGAGCUCUGCAUGAGGAGGUGAUGGAAGAGAAUCGUGGACUCCUGGAUUCUCUGGUUGGUGAUGAAUUGGAAAUUAAUAACAAGGGGGACCAAGAAGGAAUCCACACCGUAGAGAAGCCAUAUAAAUACUCAGAGUGUGAAAAGAACUUUAGUGAGAGCUCCCAGAUCACUCCUCAUCAAAGAAGUCCAAUUGGGAAUAAACCCUAUCAGUGCUUAGAAUGUGGAAAGAGCUUCAGUCACAAAGCCAGUCUUUCUUCCCAUCAAAGAAUUCAUACAGGGGAGAAACCUUUUCAGUGCUUGCAGUGUGGGAAGACUUUCAGAAAGAGCUCAGAUCUCACUUCCCAUCAAAGAAUUCAUACAGGGGAGAAACCCUAUCAGUGCUUGGAAUGUGGAAAGAACUUCAGACACAGUAGCCAUCUCACUUCCCAUCAACGAAUUCAUACAGGGGAGAAACCCUAUCAGUGCUUGGAAUGUGGAAAGACCUUCAAUCAGAAGAGCAGUCUCACUUCUCAUCAAAGAAUUCAUAAAGGUGAGAAACCCUAUCAGUGCUUGGAAUGUGGAAAGAACUUCAGUCACAACGUAUCUCUCACUUCUCAUCAAAGAAUUCAUACAGGGGAGAAACCCUAUCAGUGCCUGGAAUGUGGAAGAAGCUUCAGUCACAGUGCCUCUCUCACAUCCCAUCAAAGAAUUCAUACAGGGGAGAAACCCUAUCAGUGCUUGGAAUGUGGAAAGAGCUUCAAUCAGAAGAGUAGUCUCACUUCCCAUCAAAGAAUUCAUACCGGAGAGAAACCCUAUCAGUGCCUGGAAUGUGGAAGGAGCUUCAGUCACAACGCAUCUCUCACUUCCCAUCAAAGAAUUCAUACAGGGGCAAAACCCUAUCAGUGCUUGGAAUGUGGAAGGAGCUUCCGUCACAACACAUCUCUCACUUCCCAUCAAAGAACUCACAGUGGAGAUAAACCCUAUCAGUGCUUGGAAUGUGGAAAAAACUUCAUUCAGAGCAUUCAUCUCACUUCCCAUCAAAGAAUACAUACAGGGGAGAAACCCUAUCAGUGCUUGGAAUGUGGAAAGAGCUUCAGUCAGAGCUGCUCUCUCACUUCCCAUCAAAGAAUUCAUACAGAGGAGAAACCUUUUGAGUGCUUGGAAUGUGGAAAGAGCUUCAGUCGGAGCACUUCUCUCACGUCUCAUCAAAGAAUUCAUACAGGGGAGAAACCCUAUCAGUGCUUAGAAUGUGGAAAGAGCUUUAGUCAAAGUGCACAUCUCACAUCGCAUCAAAGAAUUCAUACAGGGGAGAAAACCUAUCAGUGCUUGGAAUGUGGAGAGAGUUUCCGUUUGAAUCGUCAUCUAACUUCCCAUCAAAGAAGUCAUACGGGGGGGAAACUCUAUCAGUGCUUGGAAUGUGGAAAAAACUUCACUCAGAGCAUUCAUCUCACUUAUCAUCAAAGAAAUCAUACAGGGGAGAAGCCGUAUCAGUGCUUAGAAUGUGGAAAGAGCUUCAGUCACAAAGCCAGUCUUUCUUCCCAUCAAAGAAUUCACACAGGGGAUAAACCUUUUCAGUGCUUGCAAUGUGGGAAGACUUUCAGAAAGAGCUCAGAUCUCACUUCCCAUCAACGCAUUCAUACAGGGGAGAAACCCUAUCAGUGCUUGGAAUGUGGAAAGAGCUUUAGUCAAAGUUCACAUCUCACUUCCCAUCAAAGAGUUCAUACAGGGGAGAAACCGUAUCAGUGCUUGGAAUGUGGAAAGACUUUCCGUCUGAAUGGUCAUCUCACUUCCCAUCAAAGAAGUCAUACGGGGGAGAAACCCUAUCAGUGCUUGGAAUGUGGAAAGACCUUCAGCCACAGUAGCCAUCUCUCUUAUCAUCAAAGAAUUCAUACAGGAGAGAAACCCUAUCAGUGCUUGGAAUGUGGAAAGAGUUUCCGUCACAGUAAGACUCUCAUUUCCCAUCAAAUAAUUCAUACAGGGGAGACACCCUAUCAGUGCCUGGAAUGUGGAAAGUGCUUCCGUCACAGCUGCACACUCUCUUCCCAUCAAAGAACUCACCGUGGGGAGAUACCAUAGCAAUUGCUGUGUUGUGAUUGUAUAUUAGGAGACUUUAAUUUGCAUCGCAACAGUGUUCUUGUGCUUCUUCAACCCAGCAGAGAAGUCAGCCUUGCCUCUCAAAUCCAUGGAGUGCAAACCUGGUGUCCCAUAUUAUUCAUACUAUGUAUCCAGAUCUGCAAGGUGGAAGUCAAUGGCCAAGGUGUUGAAUUCAGACUUUUCUGUGGGAAGGUUAGGUCUAAGAAUCUCUUGCUACUUUUCUCCUUUGAUCCCUCAAAGUCCUUAGCGCAUGCCAGGAGCAAAGAAUUGCAUCCAUGAGGGAGAAAGAGUCCUCUGGGUAUUACAUGUUGUGAACAGCAGUAAGUUGUUUGUUUGCUUCAGCCAAAUCCAGUUCUCAUCUGCACACAUAUGAUACAUGGAAA
Molecule: messenger RNA, 3290 nt
Organism: Podarcis raffonei (Aeolian wall lizard)
Lineage: Eukaryota; Metazoa; Chordata; Lepidosauria; Squamata; Lacertidae
Product: zinc finger protein 501-like
Exons: 7
Coding region: 184-2889 (901 amino acids)
Biological process (GO): negative regulation of transcription by RNA polymerase II
Cellular component (GO): nucleus
Molecular function (GO): DNA-binding transcription repressor activity, RNA polymerase II-specific; RNA polymerase II cis-regulatory region sequence-specific DNA binding
Source: RefSeq, a predicted model, not a curated record